AUGGGUUCUGCUGCCGAACUUCUGGCCUGUGAGCAAGAAGCCUGGAAGGCUCUCUGUACUUCGGGCCCCACCCUCCUUCCCAUGCUUGCCGAUGAUGUUAUAAUGCUCUUCCCUGGAGGCAUGCUGCUUACAAACGAAUCGAACCCGACUCUGAAAUCAACUUUGACUAGCGAGAUGUUUACGCCCUGGAAGAAAUACAUCAUUGAAGAUAGCCACGUUCGACUUCUUGAUUGCCACGGUGCCAGUGGGGUCAUUUGUUAUAAGGUCACGGCAGAGAAGGAGCUUGAACAGAAGGAACGCAGUGAAGCAAGAGAAACUGUUGUUUUUAAUGCACUGUGUUCCAGUACCUGGCGGAAAACAGAAGAGGGGGCUUGGAAAAUGGUAUCCCAUCAGCAGACACCUUGUUAA
This is a messenger RNA of Aspergillus pseudonomiae, 408 nucleotides long. Its product is annotated as nuclear transport factor 2 family protein. The record is from RefSeq and is a predicted model, not a curated record. The coding region runs from base 1 to 408 and encodes 135 amino acids. Lineage: Eukaryota; Fungi; Ascomycota; Eurotiomycetes; Eurotiales; Aspergillaceae. The transcript has a single exon.